CCGAGAUGGACGGCACCAGACCGCUCGACCUGCUUCGCCCGCCUCCGCCCCUCUUCCUGCGGGCCUCCCUUGAGCGGGGGUACCCGCGCACCCCCAAGUGCGCCCGCUGCCGCAACCACGGCACGGUGUCGGCACUCAAGGGGCAUAAGCGGUUUUGCCGCUGGCGGGACUGCACUUGCGCUAAGUGCACCCUCAUCGCCGAGCGGCAGCGGGUGAUGGCUGCGCAGGUGGCGCUCAGGAGGCAGCAAGCGCAGGAGGAGAACGAGGCACGGGACAUCCGGAUGGUCUACCCUGCUAGCCACCUGCCAGAUUUGGAACUUUUUACCAAGGAGGCCUCUAAAAAUGACGAUCGCUUGAGCAAGAACCACUACCGGAGCCCGAGCGGGUCACCCUUGGACCCCGAGUCGAGCAGCGAGUCGGACAGGCCGAAGGAGUUCAACCGCGGCGAUUUGGAAAAACGCGUCAGUGCGCCGACUCCCCUUUUUGGGCCGGCGCAGGAUUCUUUCGGGAGCAAGUCGGCUUUGGCGGCACUCUACGUUCCGCCGCCCCACUUGGGCCUCAACCCUUUACGCCUUGCCUACUCGUCCCCGAACGCCACAGGCCUCGCGUCGCCGUACGUGACGUCGGGCUUGAUGCCGGUGUUCCCGCUGCGUCCUCCGCUGGACGCGUACUCAUUUCCAGGUGUGAUCCGAGACCUUUCCUACCUGCGCGGAAAGGAGCUUGUGUGCAGCGCCGUCGUGUACAAGCACCUGACUGCCGAAAAGUGUCUCGAUGUUGCUGACGAAAAUAUCAAAAUAAAUCGUAUGCGUUGAUGUUCUUGUUAUUCUCUUGAUUUCAUUGUUAAACUUGGAAUAAUUGUACAAACAUAUGAACUCAUUUAUGCAUUGUUUCUUUCUUUAUUUCCUUUUCAAGCCUGACAGAUCCAAACGUACAGCAUUCAUUUGUACACUGUAGUAUUUGCAUUUUUCUGGUCUGUUGAUGUAAAGGUUUUCGUCAGCAUCAAAUAUGUCAACAGCAAAAAGCACCAUUUUUAAUAUACUGGGGACCUUGUAUAUAUCAUUUAUAUACUGCAUAGUAUAAACAGUUUUGGACCCAAGACAGAGCCUUGAGGUACGCCAGAUGUAACAAGUUUUUCCGACUUUUUCCCACCAAUUGUCAAAUUGGUAGGUGGUCGUUGAUGUCAUUUAUUAAUAAACCAAUUUGGGUCUCAUUCAGCAUGACAUUAGCUCAAAUUCUGUCUCUUUGGGUAGCACUGUGCGUUUUUAUAUUCUAACUACGGCUGUCAAACGAUUAAAAUUUUUAAUCGAGUUAAUUACAGCUUAGAAAUUAAUUAAUCGCAAUUCAAACCAACUAUACAAUAUGCCAUAUUUUUCUGUAAAUUAUUGUUGGAAUGGAAAGAUAAGACACAAGAUGGAUAUAUACAUUCAACAU
Corythoichthys intestinalis (scribbled pipefish) is the source of this 1431-nucleotide messenger RNA. RefSeq names its product doublesex- and mab-3-related transcription factor A1-like. Gene Ontology annotation, molecular function: RNA polymerase II cis-regulatory region sequence-specific DNA binding; DNA-binding transcription factor activity, RNA polymerase II-specific. Gene Ontology annotation, cellular component: nucleus. The transcript has 2 exons. Gene Ontology annotation, biological process: regulation of transcription by RNA polymerase II; sex differentiation. Lineage: Eukaryota; Metazoa; Chordata; Actinopteri; Syngnathiformes; Syngnathidae. Bases 6 to 812 code for a protein of 268 amino acids. The record is from RefSeq and is a predicted model, not a curated record.